This is a messenger RNA of Cucurbita pepo subsp. pepo (vegetable marrow), 1958 nucleotides long. Its product is annotated as epstein-barr nuclear antigen. The record is from RefSeq and is a predicted model, not a curated record. Lineage: Eukaryota; Viridiplantae; Streptophyta; Magnoliopsida; Cucurbitales; Cucurbitaceae.
GUCUGCUGGUUCUCCUGCGGUGGAGGUGGAAUUGGAUCAGUUGUGGCUCUUUUGAAUCUUGUUGAUUGGAGUUCGGAGCUGGAGUUUUGAGCCCGCCCUAAGUAAAGUGCUUCUUGCAUGCUUCUUGUGUUGUUAUUUGAUUUGAUUGGCUGGUUAGUUCAUUUUACCCUUAUAGAUUGUUGAUCGCGAAGGUUCAGAGAAGUUUGUUCCUCCUUUCGUAUGAAGAGGUUUGGGGUGUGAGAUAACGGUAGUCGAUUUUAGUUCUUUAACUAAUGUCCGUAGAAAGAUCUUUCGAAGCGUGGGAGGAGGUGCAAAGGCAUGGUCAGGAUUUGGCGGACCGUCUUGCUCAGGGUUUCACAGGACUGAUUCAUUCUCACAUAGCGCCGCCCUCUUUUCCCUGGCCUAAUCCCCCCAAGUCCAAGCUCUUUGAUCUUGAAUUUCCAGGGCAAAGUUUUGGUAUCAAGGAUUAUGGAUUGACUGCCCAUAAUGCAGGAAUUAAUGGGGUCUCAUCGAUUUUUGAUAUUGGCAAUAGGAUUGGACAAGCUGGCGCUGAUUUUGGCGCUUGUUUGAAUGGUAUGGUACAACAAUUUUUUAGACAGCUCCCAGUGCCAUUUGGGCAAGAGGAGAAUAUGAUAGCAUCGGUUAGGAUGGAUCUGGAUAAGAGUUGGCAGAGGGAUGAUGUGGGAGUCGCUGUUCAAGGGAAGCUCGGAACAUUAACAGACUGCUUGCAUAAUUCGGAGACGGCUGACAAGGAUGCUGUUUCAGAUGGGGUGGUUGAUGAUGAAGUUUCUGGCUUUGAUUUGAGGGCUAUAGGACACCUGGGUAGGGCACAGGGCACGGUCAAUAUUUCUUCAACAUAUGAUAGUAGAUCACUUGAUGUGGACAGUUCAAUCGUUGCUAGAGGAGAUUUAUGGAGAGUAGAGGCUUCACAUGGCAGAACCACAGCUGGAAAUGAUAAGUCAUCUUUGUUUCUGCUGCAGCUUGGGCCAGUACUGUUUGUUCGUGACUCGACACUUCUUUUGCCCGUUCAUAUAUCAAAGCAACACUUGCUUUGGUACGGUUAUGAUAGGAAGAAUGGAAUGCAUUCUCUAUGUCCAGCAGUCUGGUCAAAGCAUAGAAGGUGGCUGUUUAUGUCAAUGCUUUGUCUCAAUCCCCCAGCUUGUUCCUUUGUUGAUUUACAGUUCCCCAACGGGCAGUUGACUUAUGUGUCGGGUGAAGGUUUAACUACAACUGCAUUUUUGCCCUUUUGUGGAGGCCUCCUUCAAGCUCAAGGUCAAUAUCCAGGAGAAAUGAGAUUCAGCUUCUCUUGCAAGAAUAAGUGGGGAACCCGAAUAACACCAAUAGUGCAAAUGCCUGACAAAUCAUUUACUUUGGACCUUGCUCAAUCAUUGGCUUGGAAGAGAUCAGGUCUUCUGGUGAAACCAACUAUCCAAUGCAGUUUGAGUCGUACUUUUGGUGGAAGCAAUCCUGGGUUUCGUGCUGAAAUUGUUCAUUCAGUGAAGAAACUUCUCAAUCUCAUGUGCGGCUGUUCUUUCAUUGCCCACCCUUCUGCCUUUGCUUCAAUUUCUAUCGGCAGGUCGAAAUGGAACGGAAACGUUGGGAAUUCAGGGAUAGUCGUAAGAGUCGACGCUCCACUCUCGAAUAUCCGUCGAACUUCCUUCUCUGUUCAGAUAAAUACUGGGAUCGAGUGUUGAUCUUAUAAAACAUGCGUUUUUGGUAGUUGUAAGUGUAUAUAUCUAUAUAUAUAUAUAUAGUCUCAAAACUGUUCUUAGUUACUUGCCCGAUGUAUCAACUUUAAGGCCAUCGUCUGUAAAUUAAGGUCCUUUUCUGGUUUCUUCUCUACUUCUAAACCAGCUUCUGCUUCAACUCCUUUGGAAAUUGUUCAAAAAGUUGAGAGUUUGGUAGAUGUCGAGCAUAUACAGGGUCGAUACCGAUGUAUUUAUGCUCAUCGAACUAUA